AUGGAUAUGUCAAAGUUAGUGUGGUCAAUCAUUGCACUCUUACUAUUCCCAUUGGACAUUCUAGCAGCAGGAUGUUGGCGAGAUACCAUCUGCACAGGACCAACUGAAGCCGCAUUCUCCGGCCCCUGGGACCAACUCAUCUAUGCACCUCGCAACCGCACUGUGCGCCCUCGCUCCGUCUUCACACUUCGCGACCGGCGUCCAGCAAGCUACCCGCGUACCGCCACUCUCCGCGGCAACGGCACGACUGUCGUGUUCGACUUUGGCCUCGAAGUCGGCGGUAUUGCAACGCUUACCUAUACCAGCAACGGAACAGGCACCAUUGGCAUCGCAUUCUCCGAGGCACUGAACUGGGUCGGCUAUACGUCUGAUUCAUCCAACGGGAAAUUCUCAGGAGGAGAUGGAGCGCUGUUUUUCAACAUUUCCGGUGCGGGACCCGGGGCGUAUACGAUGCCGGAUGAGGUGCUGAGAGGCGGGUUCAAAUACAUGACCGUGUAUCUGCUUACAGAUGCGGGGACGCAUGUUGUGUUGACAGAUGCGCAGCUGGAACUGAGUUUCCAACCUACGUGGUCAAACUUACGGGCGUACCAGGGGUACUUUUACUGCGAUGACUCGUGGCUUAAUGCUAUUUGGUAUGGCGGUGCGUAUACGCUGCAGACGAAUGCUGUACCCCCAAAUACCGGGCGAUGGGUUCCCAUGCUGGCGAAGGGGUGGGCAAAUAACGGGACGCUGGGACCUGGGUCGAGUAUCUUGGUUGAUGGGGCCAAGAGAGAUCGCGCGGUUUGGCCGGGGGAUAUGGGGAUUGCGGUGCCGUCUGCGUUUGUGAGCACGGGGGAUAUGGAGAGUGUGAGGAAUGCGUUGCAGGUUAUGUUUGAUUAUCAGAAUGCUGAUGGAUCGUUGCCGGAAUCUGGGCCUCCGCUCUUGCAGCAGAAGAGCGAUACCUACCACAUGUGGACGCUGAUCGGGACGUACAACUACAUGCUGUACACGGGCGACGCAGACUUUGUUCUGAAGAACUGGCCCAAGUACCUCAAAGCUGUCGACUACAUCUACGCCAAAGUAGACUCGUCGGGCCUCCUCAAUCAAACCGGCACCCGCGACUGGGGCCGCUGGAAUACCGGCUCCAACAACACAGCCGCAAACGUCCUCCUCUUCCACACCCUCCAAACCAGUGCCCUCCUCGCAACCUGGCUCAACGACACCACCUCUCUAGCCUCCACAUGGCGCAUCCGCGCCACCUCCCUCCAAACCGCCCUCCUGACCCACUCCUUCGACCCCUCCCACGGCGCCUUCCGCGACAAUGCAACACUCACCUCUCUCUACUCCCAAGACGCCAACAGCCUCGCCCUCCUCUUCUCCCUCAUCCCCUCAAACUCCUCAACCGCCCUCUCCCUCUCCACCGCCUUGACCCAAAACUGGACCCCGCUCGGCGCCCAACCCCCCGAACUGCCCGGCAACAUCUCCCCCUUCAUCUCCGGCUUCGAAAUCCAAGCCCACUUCAAAGCCCGCCGCGCAGACCGCGCCUUCGACCUCAUACGUCGAAGUUGGGGCUGGUACGCUAAGAAUCUGAACGGCACGUAUGGUAGCACCGUCAUCGAGGGGUAUAGAGUCGAUGGCACGUUUGGGUAUCGUGCUGAGAGAGGGUAUGGAAAUGAUGCGAGUUACGGGCUGAAACCAAGAUGCCAACUGCACAUUGCUGUAUCCAAAGGCUAUCAAGUCUCUUUUUUUAUCAAAGAAAACGUGUAGAAAUUGAAAGUU
This is a messenger RNA of Bipolaris maydis ATCC 48331, 1758 nucleotides long. Lineage: Eukaryota; Fungi; Ascomycota; Dothideomycetes; Pleosporales; Pleosporaceae. The record is from RefSeq and is a predicted model, not a curated record.